AUGGGACUGACUUUCGCGUGGCCAUCUUCAACAUUCCUUCUCUUCACCUCGGAGAAUACAACUUUAAACCGACCAAUGACUGAUGGAGAAACUGCUUUACUGGGCAGUUUGUCCAGUAUAGGAGCUUUGGUCGGUAAUCCUAUAGCCAGUGUGCUAUUGAAUGUGAUUGGAAGAAAGUAUUGUGCUGUACUAACAGCUUCUAUAGGUGUAAUAUCCUGGAUAAUGAUAUCAUUCAGCAACCAGGUGGAGGUUAUUCUAGCUGCUUUGUUCAUAUACGGUAUCAGUGGUUCUGUGUUCCUAGUAGUGCCAGUUUAUAUCACAGAGUUUUGCCAAGAAUCCAUCAGGGGCACUAUGGCCUCAUGUCCUAUAAUAUUCUACGGCCUCGGAAUGUUGGUGUCUAACUUGCUUGGCGGUUGUUUGGAAUACCACUCUCUGACUUAUGUUAUCCUAGCCAUGAGUGUGUUUGGAGUUGCUAUGUUUUUGUUCCUGAAAGAGUCGCCGGUGUAUCUCAUGACGAAGGGAAGGAAAGAGGAGGCCAUAAAGUCUAUCGCUUUCUACAAAAACGCGAAACCGAAUUCAAAAGACGUGUUGCAGGAAUUGGACAAAAUUAGAAAAAUUCUGAGUCCUGAAAUGGAAGACGAGUCUAUUCCCGAAAAAGAAAAACUCAAUCCAAAUUUGGAAUCGUCGCGCCCUGAAAAACUUGGGUUUUUCAAAUUUCUCAAGAAAUCUCAAUCCACUCGUCGUGCUAUGUAUAUGAUACUAACAGUUUUAACGGCGGCCAUCAUGCAAGGCCUAAACAUGGUGCUGAUCUACUCCAAACCGUUGUUCCACGAAAUGGUGCCCGAAGAAAUCAUGUCAUCCACACUGUGCAGUGUGCUGCUCGCAGCGAUGGUGGUGGUCAGCGGAAUCAUUGCUGGAUACUUGACCGAUCUGGUUGGACGACGGCUUCUUUUAAUAUUCGCCUCAUUCGGAGCGGGUCUCUGCUGCGCAAUAAUUGGGUUACAAAUGUACUUUACUUGGGGUCCCAAGUGGCUGAUAGCUGCGCUCAUCUACUUGUAUUCUGCGACAUACACUAUCGGUGCUGGUACUAUACCGUUUGUUCUGCUCUCAGAAGUGUUCCUGCCUGAGGUCAAAAGCUACAUGUCCAUGUUGGCAUUGGAGUGGACUUGGCUGUGUAAUUUCUUAUGUCUGUUCCUGUUCAACUGGCUCAUGGUCACCGUGGGUCUCGGAGCCAUCUUCUUCAUCUUCUCCGUCGUGUGUUUCCUCACCGCUGUGUAUUCUAUCUACUUUGUCCCUGAAACGAAGGGGUUGACGGUCGAUGUUAUACAGUUGCAGUUUGUGAAAUCGAAGCGUACUGAUGUUGAGAUGUGA
This is a messenger RNA of Achroia grisella, 1371 nucleotides long. RefSeq names its product facilitated trehalose transporter Tret1-like. Gene Ontology annotation, cellular component: membrane. Gene Ontology annotation, biological process: transmembrane transport. The record is from RefSeq and is a predicted model, not a curated record. The coding region runs from base 1 to 1371 and encodes 456 amino acids. The transcript is spliced from 7 exons. Gene Ontology annotation, molecular function: transmembrane transporter activity. Lineage: Eukaryota; Metazoa; Arthropoda; Insecta; Lepidoptera; Pyralidae.